CGCCGGAUGCCACGCCACGCCACUAGAUGCAUCCUCUCUUUUUUCUUCUUCUUCUAGCCAGAAGUCUGCCUUUCUUUGAUUUGAUCCAUCAUCGCCCACCGCGAGCAGCAUGGCGGAUCAACUCACCGACAACCAGAUCGCUGAGUUCAAGGAGGCAUUCAGCCUCUUCGACAAGGACGGCGAUGGUUGCAUCACAACCAAGGAGUUGGGAACUGUCAUGCGUUCACUAGGGCAGAACCCAACGGAAGCUGAGCUCCAGGACAUGAUCAACGAGGUCGAUGCCGAUGGCAACGGGACCAUUGAUUUUCCUGAGUUUCUAAACCUGAUGGCUCGCAAGAUGAAGGACACGGAUUCAGAGGAAGAGCUCAAGGAGGCCUUCCGGGUGUUUGACAAGGACCAAAAUGGAUUCAUCUCCGGCGCUGAGCUCCGCCACGUGAUGACAAACCUUGGUGAGAAGCUGAGCGACGAGGAGGUGGACGAGAUGAUCCGUGAGGCUGAUGUUGAUGGCGAUGGUCAGAUAAACUAUGAGGAGUUUGUGAAGGUCAUGAUGGCCAAUGUUAGAUGGAUGAUAGCUGCUUUCUUGUGCUUUCCUGACUGUAUUUCUGUGCUUGUAAGAAUCAUACACAUGGAGCAUGAGAAGAAAGUUAAGGUGCUGUGCCUUCACGGCUUCCGGACAAGUGGGAGUUUUCUGAAGAAGCAAAUCAGCAAAUGGCACCCUUCCAUCCUCCAACAAUUUGACAUGGUCUUCCCUGAUGGCAUCUUCCCAGCUGGAGAUAAAUCAGAAAUAGAGGGCAUAUUCCCCCCACCCUACUUUGAGUGGUUUCAGUUCAACAAGGACUUCACUGAAUACACAAAUCUGGAUGAAUGCAUUACACACCUGUGUGAUUACAUGAUGGAAAAUGGACCUUUUGAUGGUCUUCUUGGAUUCUCCCAGGGUGCAACUCUUUCUGCCCUUUUGAUAGGCUACCAAGCCCAGGGUAAAAUCCUGAAUGAUCAUCCACCAGUUAAGUUCAUGGUCUCAAUAGCUGGGAGCAAGUUCAUGGACCCAAGCAUAUGCAGUGUAGCCUAUAAGGAUCCGAUCAAGGUGAAAUCAGUGCAUUUCAUUGGAGAGAAGGAUUGGCUCAAAGUGCCUUCCGAGGAGCUGGCUGCUGCCUUUGAGGACCCUGUCAUCAUAAGACAUCCCCAGGGCCACACUGUCCCCAGGCUUGAUGAGGCAAGUGUGAAGCAGCUUUCUGAAUGGAGCUCAAGCAUCCUGGAAGAACUCAAGAAUGCAGAGGUAGUCAAGGCCUCAAAUUUGGAGAAGCCAUCUGAGGGCAAUACCGGGGUAGAGUCUGCUGAAAAUCUGGUAGAGCAAGUUGCAGCUUGAGUAUUGCUAGCUGACACUGCCUGGACCUGGAGGCUGGAGCUGAUUGCUGCCUUAAGUUAAACCAGAUUAGUCCGUCAUGAAAUUGUUUCAUCCACAUGUUUAAGAAUUUCGUUUUUAAACGAACACGUUUUUAACUUUCUUUGGAGCGAAUAUAUUUGUCUGGUUGUUCUGCUUAUGUUAUCUGAGAGACAAACUGAAACUUAAUCGUCUCUCAACUGGACCGAAUGGAUUUUAGCCAGCCAUUCAUUGGAUUUCA
This is a messenger RNA of Oryza brachyantha (malo sina), 1622 nucleotides long. Its product is annotated as esterase CG5412-like. Gene Ontology annotation, molecular function: calcium ion binding. The coding region runs from base 110 to 1366 and encodes 418 amino acids. Lineage: Eukaryota; Viridiplantae; Streptophyta; Magnoliopsida; Poales; Poaceae. The transcript has 9 exons. The record is from RefSeq and is a predicted model, not a curated record.